CCCCGCCCCCCCUCCCCCGUCGGUAGCGGCUCCGGCGGGCGCCGCCGCGGCCAUGGACUGAGCGGCACCAUGGGCGCCAAGGAGUCCCGCAUCGGCUUCCUCGGCUACGACGAGGCCCUGCGGAGGGUUACAGACAUAGAACUGAAGAGGCUCAAAGAUGCUUUCAAGAGAACUUGUGGCCUCUCCUAUUAUAUGACCCAGCAGUGCUUCAUCAGGGAAGUUCUGGGUGAUGGGGUCCCUCCCAAAGUUGCUGAGGUUAUCUACUGUUCAUUUGGAGGAAUAUCCAAAGGGCUGCACUUCAAUAACUUGAUAGUUGGAUUAGUUCUACUGACAAGAGGCAAAGAGGAGGAAAAAACAAAAUAUAUUUUCAGCCUCUUCUCUAAUGAAUCUGGGAGUUAUGUGGUCCGUGAAGAGAUGGAGAAGAUGCUGCAUGUGGUUGAUGGGAAGGUCCCAGAGUCACUCAAGAAAUGCUUCUCUGAGGGUGAGAAGGUGAACUAUGAGAAGUUCAGGGUUUGGCUGCUGCACAACAAAGACGCGUUCACCUUCUCGCGGUGGCUGCUCUCAGGAGGGGUCUAUGUCACCCUCACUGAUGACAGUGACACCCCAACCUUCUACCAGACCCUGGCUGGAGUCACACACUUGGAGGAAUCCGACAUCAUCGACCUGGAGAAGCGCUACUGGCUGCUGAAGGCUCAGUCCCGGACCGGGCGCUUCGAUUUGGAGACUUUUGCCCCCCUGGUGUCGCCCCCAAUCCAUCAAUCCCUGAGUGAAGGUUUGUUUAAUGCUUUUGAUGAAAACCGAGACAAUCACAUAGAUUUUAAAGAAAUUUCCUGUGGGCUCUCAGCAUGUUGCAGGGGACCCUUGGCAGAGAGACAGAAGUUUUGCUUCAAGGUGUUUGACGUGGACCGAGAUGGGGUCUUGUCCCGCACCGAGCUCAAGGACAUGGUGGUGGCACUUUUAGAGGUCUGGAAAGACAACAGGACAGACAAGAUACCUCUCGGACACCUCACUCUGGAGGACUACCAGAUAUGGAGUGUGAAGAGUGCUCUUGCCAAUGAAUUUUUAAAUCUGCUUUUUCAGGUGUGUCACAUUGUUCUGGGCCUGCGACCUGCCACCCCAGAGGAGGAAGGACAGAUUAUUAGAGGCUGGUUGGAAAGAGAGAGCAGGUAUGGCCUCCAGCCAGGGCACAACUGGUUUCUCAUUGCCAUGCCCUGGUGGCACCAGUGGAAAGAAUAUGUCAAAUAUGAUGCAAACCCAGUUGUGAUAGAGCCUUCAUCUGUCUUGAGUGGAGGUAAGAACCCCCUGGUAGCUGCUGCAGCCAAUACCCCAGAGCAGGGAGAAGACAAAAUGGGAGGUCUUAAUGACUUCAGUGCUCCAGAAGAAAAGUUUUCAGAUAAUAUUUCCACUGCCUCAGAAGCCUCAGAGUCCACCAGCAGCAAUGCUCUGUACCCUGGCAGCCCAGGCUCUGAGGUGAGCUUUGCAAGGCAGCACAACACUUCAGACAAUAACAACCAGUGUUUCCUGGGCUCCAAUGGGAAUGCUCUGCUGCAGCUGAACCCCCAGAAACCAGGAGCUAUUGAUAACCAGCCCCUGGUGACCCAGGAGCCAGUCAAGGCUGCAUCAUUAACCAUGGAGGGUGGAAGGUUGAAGAGAUCCCCACAGCUGGUGGAAGGAAAGGAUUAUGUGAUGGUGCCAGAGCCAGUGUGGAGAGCACUUUACCACUGGUAUGGGGCAAACCUGUCCUUGCCCAGGCCGGUGAUCAAGAACAGCAAGACCAACGUGCCAGAGCUGGAGCUGUUCCCUCGGUACCUGCUGUUCCUGCGGCAGCAGCCGGCCACGCGCACCCAGCAGUCCAACGUCUGGGUCAAUAUGGAACUAUCUCACUUUGCUGGAUGAUGAAGAUCACAGACUGGAAUACCUUAAAAUCCAAGAUGAGCAGCAUUUAGUAAUAGAAGUUCGAAACAAAGACAUGAGCUGGCCAGAGGAGAUGUCUUUUAUAGCAAACAGCAGCAAGAUAGACAGACACAAAGUUCCUACUGAGAAGGGAGCUACAGGCCUGAGCAACCUGGGGAACACGUGUUUCAUGAACUCCAGCAUCCAGUGUGUCAGCAACACACAGCCCCUGACCCGGUACUUCAUCUCAGGGAGGCAUCUCUACGAGCUGAACAGGACAAAUCCCAUAGGAAUGAAAGGACACAUGGCCAAGUGCUAUGGGGAUUUGGUGCAGGAGCUGUGGAGUGGCACCCAGAAGAACAUAGCCCCCUUAAAGCUGAGGUGGACAAUAGCAAAAUAUGCUCCAAGGUUUAAUGGCUUUCAACAGCAAGACUCCCAGGAGCUUCUGGCUUUUCUCCUGGAUGGGCUCCAUGAGGACUUGAACAGAGUUCAUGAUAAGCCAUAUGUGGAGCUGAAGGACAGCGAUGGGCGGCCAGACUGGGAGGUGGCAGCAGAGGCCUGGGAAAACCAUCUGAGAAGAAACAGAUCCAUUGUUGUAGAUUUAUUUCACGGGCAGCUGAAGUCACAAGUGAAAUGUAAAACUUGUGGGCAUAUUAGUGUUAGGUUUGACCCUUUUAAUUUUUUAUCCUUGCCUUUGCCAAUGGACAGCUACAUGCACCUAGAAAUUACAGUCAUUAAAUUAGAUGGUACCACUCCUGUUCGAUAUGGGCUGAGACUGAACAUGGAUGAGAAGUACACAGGCUUGAAAAAGCAGCUGAGUGAACUCUGUGGCCUCAAACCAGAGCAGAUUCUGCUUGCAGAGGUGCACAGCUCCAAUAUAAAGAACUUCCCCCAGGACAACCAGAAGGUCCGUCUGUCCGUCAGCGGCUUCCUGUGUGCGUUUGAGAUCCCCAUCCCAGGCUCCCCCACCUCAGCAUCCAGCCCUGUGCAGACAGAGACCUCCACUGGGCCCUCGGCCAACGGAGCCCCCACCAUCCUGAUGAACGGGGACAUCCCCAAGCCAAGCCUGAUUCCCAACGGGAUGCCAAACACUGUGGUGCCAUGUGGGACAGAGCGCAGCUGGACCCUCAAUGGCCACGUGCCCUCGCUGUGUGACAGCCCCUGCACAGGCUACAUCAUUGCAGUGCACAGGAAAAUGAUGAGGACAGAGCUGUAUUUUCUCUCAUCUCAGAAGAACAGGCCCAGUCUCUUUGGGAUGCCCCUGAUUGUUCCCUGCACAGUUCACACCCGGAAAAGGGACCUCUAUGAUGCUGUGUGGAUCCAGGUUUCCAGGCUGGCCAGCCCCCUCCCUCCUCAGGAAGCCAGUAACCAUGCACAGGACUGUGAUGACAGCAUGGGGUAUCAGUACCCCUUCACCCUCAGGGUAGUUCAGAAGGAUGGAAAUUCUUGUGCUUGGUGUCCAUGGUACAGGUUCUGCCGUGGCUGCAGGAUUGAGUGCUCAGAGGACAGGGCCUGUGUGGGCAAUGCCUACAUUGCUGUGGACUGGGACCCCACCGCGCUGCACCUGCGCUACCAGACCUCGCAGGAACGGAUUGUGGAAGAACAUGAAAGUGUUGAGCAAAGCCGGCGAGCCCAGGCAGAGCCCAUCAACCUGGACAGCUGCCUGAGAGCCUUCACCAGCGAGGAGGAGCUGGGCGAGGAUGAGAUGUACUACUGCUCCAAGUGCAAGACCCACUGUCUGGCCACCAAGAAACUGGAUCUCUGGAGACUUCCCCCUAUUUUGAUCAUCCACCUGAAAAGAUUCCAGUUCGUUAACGGCCGCUGGAUAAAAUCCCAGAAAAUUGUUAAAUUUCCCAGAGAAAACUUUGACCCAAGUGCCUUUUUGGUACAAAGGGAUCCGAGUCAUUUCCAAAGGAAGCAGCUCACCCUGCAGGUUGAGAGCCUUCCUGAAGCACGGCCUGGCCAGGGGGACAGCAGGAAAGCAGAUGUGCAGAGCAGUGGCACAGCAGGAGAAGGGGACACACUGAACAGGAGUCCAUCCUCCCUGAACACUUCUGUCCUCAAUAACGUCAAAGCAUCUCCAUCCUUGGGGAGGAAAAGUGGAACCAGCUGCCCCUCAAGCAAAAACAGCAGCCCCAACAGCAGCCCAAGGACUUUGGGGAGAGGCAAAGGGCGCCUGCGGCUGCCCCAGCUGGGGAAAAACAAACUGUCCAGCAGCAAGGAAAACCUGGCUGCCAGCAGGGAGAACGGUGCUGAGCACGAGCAGGGGGAUGGCCUGACUAAAGGACAGGCCCUGGGGGGCAGCCAGAGCGAGCUGUACCCCGGGCAGGACAGCGAGGGGGCUCUGGCCAACGGGUACCUGUGGGAGCAGAGCUCGCUCAGCAACGGGCAGGGCGAGAACCACAGCGAGGACGACACCGCCGACGACCAAAGAGACAGAGACGACGUCUGGGUCAACCCCAUCUACAACCUAUAUGCAAUCUCGUGCCAUUCAGGAAUUAUGGGAGGGGGUCAUUAUGUCACUUAUGCCAAAAACCCGAACAACAAGUGGUACUGCUACAAUGACAGCAGCUGCAAGGAGUUGCACCCGGACGAGAUCGACACGGACUCUGCCUACAUUCUGUUCUACGAGCAGCAGGGGGUGGACUAUGCCCAGUUCCUGCCCAAGAUCGAUGGCAAGAAGAUGGCAGACACGAGCAGCAUGGACGAGGACUUCGAGUCCGACUACAAGAAGUACUGUGUGCUGCAGUGAGCCUGAGCUCCUGGGCUGGGCUGGGCUGGGCUGGGCUGGGGGAGAAGCCCUGGGAUGUGCCCCUGGGGAGGCCCUGACUGAGCCAGAGAGCAGCUUGUGGUUGUCAUUGUCCCCUGUGAGCUGAAAGCACAAAAAGAGCCCCUGGUUAAGCAGUUAAUAUCCAGUAGUAUUGUUUUGUUCUGUUUUCUCACUACAUGCUCGAAAACGUUUCUGAUGUUGGACAUCUGAGACUGCCACUGGCCUUUAAAUCCAAUGGUUUGAGAAGAGCCAACUAGGACCAAAUAAGAGCUAAAUUAAACAUCCAAAUAAGAGCUAAACAGAGUAGUGUAGAGUUUACCAACUGUUCUAACACCCCCCGAGGCUCUGGUUAGGUUUAAGGUAACGGGGAAAAACAAUUUCUAGUGUUGUCUUUGGACAACAUGAUAUUGCUACCUCCUUUUUCCUGCAGUUUUAUUGCAUUUUAUUGGCAAAACAGGGAAGGCAAGAGAAGGAAAAGUGCACAAAUGGAAACAAAUUAUUGCCAUGGGGAAGAGAAGUUUCCAGUUUUGCCACCACUAAUGUGUGUCAGUUGCUUUCUUUCUGUAUGUUGGGAGCACAACCAAAUCAUCAUUUGAGAGGAGAUUAAUUUCUACACUUGAAUGGUUUUAUUAUACUUGUGUUUUCUCCACGUGUUGGCUGUGCAGAUCAACAUGUUUCAGGAAUGGCUUUUCUGCCUGAAGAGUGCUGGCUCAAACUUUUUUGAGCUGCCUCAAGAAGAAACUUCAGGUUGGAGAGAGUAGUUGUGAUUACACUCACGGUGUCUUAAAAUGUGCACAUUGCACAGAACGUUCCCAGCUUUUGGAAGGAGAGAUGCUUGAGCUUAUGUUUCAUGACUGGUGUUGCUUUUGAAAUUUGCACUUUUGAAAAUGCAUCAGAUUCAAUUGAAAGCCACGUUUGUUUGGUUUUGUUGUUGUUGUUGUAAGGGCUCUGGAGUGAAUGGCUGUGAGUAUCCACUGUGUAUUUCCAAGGAAGAAGCUGUGGCUGUCAGGUAGCUGUCGUAGCAUUCAUGGAUGGAGGUGUUUUUUUUAUUGGUUUCCUAACUCAGUUUCUUGUUUUCAAAAUUUGAUUGCCUUUUCAAAUUAUCUUCUUUUUGUUUGUUUGUUACACCAGGUUAUGCAAAUACUUGCAAUUAAACCAGACUUGCUUUCCAUGCCCUUGCAACAUGCUCUGUAAUUCAAGGGGCUUCUUGCAUGAAGGGAAGUGUGACUGAGUCUUAGCAGAGACUGGAAAAAAAGAGAAUUGUUUUUUUUUGAGCAGGCAUUUCUUUAAACAUUUUCAGUGUUAAAUUGUUUGCAUAUCUGAAUGAAGAUAAAAUUUUCACUCUUUUGGCCUUUUGUUCUUCAGCUGAGCUUAAGCAGCUUAUUAAUUUUGUCAUGCAUCAUCUUCCCAGUUCUCUAGAUUUUUGUACCUUCGCUAACAAAACUGUUACUCACAUGGUUUUCUGCCAUUAAUGUUUGGAUUCAUUUUGGGGUGUUUGACAAGAAUGGCAAACCUUGGGCAGUUUCUCAUUUCCAGGAGGAUCUGGGGUUUAUUAUCCAUGGAGGAAAUGCUGUGGCUGUCUGCCCAGGCAGAGCCCUGCCAGCCCGUGCAGGCUGUGCCUCGUUGGGGACAGCAGAUCUGUUCCAAAAUGAGUCUUGUCUUACCUGUCAGGUGUUGCUCCUUAUCCUCUAUGGUCUUUUAUCUUUAAAGUGGUCUGAACAUUGAGCCUAAAGAGAAGCAGACAUGACUAGUGAAUUUCUAGGUUAGAAGCUUUUUCAACACCCACUUGUCUACUCCUCCCUCCGCAAACUCCAUGAAAAGUGAAAGAUUUUCAACUGAUUUACUUUAAAAUGUUUUAUUUAAGCAGGUAGCACAAUCUACUAAUGUUAUUUGAUCUUCUGUGUUUGUUACAUUGGUUGUAAUUAAUUUUUUAAAUUAAAUUAAUUCAAGAAUUAGUAGUAAAUUUAUUAAGUUAACUAUUAACUACAUUCACUUUGUAAAUUAUUGUAUAAAACUUAUUGACAAUGCACUGACUUUAGAAAGAUGUUAAUGUACAUAAAUGCCUUGUAAAUAAAAUAGUGUUGAUGUACUGGAAUAUGAGCUGUAUUAAAACAAAGGUAUUGGUAAUUGUAUAUGGAGUGAACCUGUUUAUCUGUAACUAUAUUAUUCAAACAAAUUAAAUACUGUGGAUGCAGAUGAAGUGUCA
Molecule: messenger RNA, 6869 nt
Organism: Zonotrichia albicollis (white-throated sparrow)
Lineage: Eukaryota; Metazoa; Chordata; Aves; Passeriformes; Passerellidae
Source: RefSeq, a predicted model, not a curated record